UGGCGGAUAUGACGUCAGUCACGACGGCCGGUUUUACAAUUCAGAUCACGACUCGUUCGUCCUCAGGGAAGGACAACGGUGGGAAAAAAAACUCCCGAUUUUAGCAGAUUUAGGCCCAAAAUCGUCACCGUGGGGUCUUCACGCACAUCUGAAGAGAUAGAGCGUUAAAUUACUGACCAAAACACCUUCGUAUCAUCCAAGUCGAGGAUUCAUCCUGCGGACCUGCACCAUGGCCGGCAUGACAGCGCUCCGGUGCCCGUUCCUGACCCGGCUCCCCGUGAGUUUCGUGCGUCGGGCCGGGGCGUCCCUCGUACCGUACGCGGAGAAGUGUCCCAUCAUGGGGGACGUGAUGGCUCGCCACCUUUCGUCCAUGGGUUCCGGAGGAACUGAGAAUGAGGGAGGCCCCAGCAAGUGUCCCUUCCUGGCAGGCACCAAGUGCAUCAGGGAGGUUAACCCUGCCACCACCGAGGAUAUCCACACCAAGGAGCAAGAUGGCCCCAAUGCUGAUGUGACCCAGAAGAUGGCUGAGCUGUCCGUAGCCAAUCAGCCGCUAGGUGACACCAUCCCUGAGAAAUGCCCGUUUUCUGGCGAGGUCCUGCGGCAGAUGGAAGCGUCUUCCACCCUGCUGCCUGCGCCUGUUCCCAUGGCAACGGAAGCACCACCACCCGAGGCCAACAAGAAGGGAGAGAAGAGUCCCACCAAGAAAUCCGCCGGGCCAAGGGGACCUCUCAAAGGUGAUGGAACGUUUAACUACGACAAGUUCCUCCAGGGGGAAAUCGAGAAGAAGAAGAAGGACCACACCUACCGCGUGUUCAAGCGCGUGAACCGGCGUGCCCCGUUCCCAUUCGCUGAGAACUACAGUGAGGGUUCGGAGCCCGGAGAGGACGUGUCAGUCUGGUGCAGUAACGACUACCUGGGCAUGAGCAGGCAUCCCAAAGUGGUGGAGACUAUUGUGGACACAGUGAACCGUCGGGGUGCGGGGGCGGGCGGGACGAGGAACAUCUCGGGGACCAGCAUGUACCACGUGGAGCUGGAGAGCGAGCUGGCCGACCUGCACCAGAAGGAGGCUGCGCUGCUCUUCACGUCCUGCUACGUCGCCAACGACUCCACUCUCUUCACCCUGGCCAAGGCCUUACCAGGUUGUGAGAUCUACUCUGACGCUGGUAACCACGCCUCCAUGAUCCAGGGGAUAAAAAACAGCGGCCAGCCCAAGUUCAUCUUCAAACACAACGACCCUGAACACCUGGAGGAGCUGCUGAAAAAGUCGGACCCCGCCACGCCCAAGAUUGUUGCCUUCGAAACUGUACAUUCCAUGGAUGGAGCUGUGUGCCCUCUGAAUGAGCUGUGUGACGUAGCUCACAAGUACGGCGCCAUCACAUUCAUCGACGAGGUCCAUGCCGUGGGGCUGUACGGUACCCGUGGGGGCGGUAUAGGGGAUCGCGACGGCCUCCUCCCCAAGAUGGACAUCAUCUCGGGGACUCUUGGUAAGGCGUUUGGUCUGAUAGGAGGUUAUAUAGCGGGUUCGUCCCUCCUGGUGGACAUGAUACGAAGCUACGCGGCCGGCUUCAUCUUCACCACGGCCCUACCCCCCAUGGUGCUGGCUGGAGCCCUGGCCUCUGUCAGGAUCCUGAAGAGUGAGGAAGGUGUGCAGUUACGCCGUGGACACCAGCGUGCGGUGAAGCUGAUGCGCUCCAUGCUGAUGGAUGCAGGACUGCCUGUGGUCCACUGCCCCUCCCACAUCAUUCCCAUCAAGGUUGGCAAUGCAGCAAAGAACACGGAUGUGUGCAAUGACAUGAUGACCAAGCAUAAGAUCUAUGUGCAAGCGAUAAACUACCCGACCGUGCCGCGUGGUGAGGAGAUGCUCCGCAUCGCCCCGUCACCCCACCACACCCCCGAGAUGAUGAAGUACUUCGUGGAUGCCUUGGCAAAGGAAUGGAAGGAGCACGGCCUGACCUUCGAGAAGCACUCGGACGUGGAGUGUCACUUCUGCAAGAUGCCGCUCCACUUCGAGGUCAUGUCCGCCCGCGAGAAGGAGUACUUCGCUGACUUCGCGCAGAGCAACAACCGCGUGACGGCGCAGGCCUAGCCUCGCAGCUCGCCGUUUCCAGAUGGUCUCACUCGUUCAGCUUGCCCACUUCACUUCGUGGCUUUUUUCUUCUGUCUUUACAAAUUCACACACUACUUUUCUCUCAACAUAUCGGAAACUAUUUCUUCUUGUGGAAUUUUAGUGGUGACAGGAAUUAUUAUGACUAUCAGAAUAAAGUUAUAUAUUGUAGGUAUUAUUUAGUAAUUGUUUUAAUUGCUUCAGCCUUGUAAAGGAUGAUAGAUAAUCCAGGUGCAAUGAGAAUAAACUAUUCUGGGUAUUGUUGGAAGGUUUAGUUGGUGGCUUGGUGAUUUUGGUGAUGUCGGGAAAAGUAGAGUUAUAGCUUGUUGCUAUCAAUUAUGUAGAGAAUCUCUACUUAUCAAUUAUGGAAAAAUUGAUUUAAUUCAUUGGUGACGUCUUUGGUCUUCCUGAUGACUUGCGUAUGAUUUGCAUAUGUCUGGUGUAUUAGUGAGCUGAGCCAUUAGACAUUCAUAUAUGAUAUAUAAUUAAUCAAGGGUAACUGUGGUAUUGGCUAAAUAUUUUAUCAUGAUAUUUUAAUUUUCUUCAACUUUCUAUCUUUUUCUCUGGGCAAGUAGACAAGUAUGCAAUGUGACUACUGGUAUUACCAGUUUGAAGAGUGGGACUUAUCUAGAAAAAGGCAAUCAUGAUACUGCUGCUGCUGCAUUCAAAUUAGUUUCCUGAUAUUUAAAAUGAAAAUGUGAUUUAAACGUGCCCUUA
Branchiostoma belcheri (Belcher's lancelet) is the source of this 2821-nucleotide messenger RNA. Its product is annotated as 5-aminolevulinate synthase, nonspecific, mitochondrial-like. The transcript has 13 exons. The record is from RefSeq and is a predicted model, not a curated record. NCBI's taxonomy places the organism in Eukaryota, Metazoa, Chordata, Leptocardii, Amphioxiformes, Branchiostomatidae. Gene Ontology annotation, molecular function: 5-aminolevulinate synthase activity; pyridoxal phosphate binding. Gene Ontology annotation, cellular component: mitochondrial matrix; mitochondrion. The coding region runs from base 230 to 2086 and encodes 618 amino acids. Gene Ontology annotation, biological process: erythrocyte development; hemoglobin biosynthetic process; heme biosynthetic process.